CGCCGCCGCCGUGCUGGUCGGCGUCGCUCCACCGCGGGACCUGGUCGAGGGUGACCACCGCGUCCGCCCCGCCGCCGCCGCCGCCGACGUCCGUCGCCAUCGCGGGUCCCGAGGCCACGCUCCGGUACAUCGCGCACGGGUCUCCGCCACGCGCACGCGGCGCGGGGCGCUCGCUAGGGUUUCGGGGGCGGAGGAGGAGGAGGAGGAGGAGGAGGAGGAAGAGGAGUGCGCGAUAUGCUUGGAUGGGUUGGGAACAGAGGGGGGGGCGGUGAAGGAGAUGCCGUGUGGGCAUAGGUUUCACGGAGGGUGCAUAGAGAAGUGGCUGGGGAUGCACGGGUCCUGCCCCGUGUGCCGAUACCGGAUGCCGGCGGAGGAAGGGGACGAGGCGAAGAAGGGCGGCGGCGGCGGCGGCGGCGGCGGCGGCGAAGGAGGUGGGGAGGGGGAGCGGAGGGAGGUGUGGUUUACAAUUGCGGUGGGGAGGAGAGCGGAGAGGGAGGAGCAAGAAGAGUAUAGAGGAGAUGGAGAUGAUUGACCUGGAACACAUUGGUUUUCUUUUUUCUUUUUUUCUUUUUUUCUUUCUUUUUUCAGGGAUUGUUGUGAUCUAUCCUCUUCUUCUUUUUUUUUUCUCUUCCCUUUCUGUUUUUAGAUUCUUUUGAUUUCUUUUUGGUGUAGUUUGAACUGUACAUAUUUUUGUACAUAUUUCGUUUGAUUUCUCUGAAAAAAAUUUGUUUUAUUUUCCAGUA
Molecule: messenger RNA, 743 nt
Organism: Ananas comosus (pineapple)
Lineage: Eukaryota; Viridiplantae; Streptophyta; Magnoliopsida; Poales; Bromeliaceae
Product: E3 ubiquitin-protein ligase RING1-like
Exons: 1
Coding region: 278-532 (84 amino acids)
Biological process (GO): protein ubiquitination
Cellular component (GO): cytoplasm
Molecular function (GO): ubiquitin protein ligase activity
Source: RefSeq, a predicted model, not a curated record